AUGGGUGAGGGAACUCCUGGCGUGGAGAGUGUGCAAAGUGUACCCAUGGCUCACCGCAGCCUUGGAAAGGAAGAGAAGCCUCUAAGUGUUUGCAUCCAUUCUCCGCGGCGCACGCUCUAUGGAGUGGCAGAGCACGUGCGAUGUGGCAAGAAUCACAUUUACGAGCCACAAGUGGUUCCCCUUGGCCCGUACCACCACCGCCGGCAUCCACAGCGGGAUCUGGUGGACCCACUCAAGAACGAGCUACGUGAUUUAGUUUGCGGAGACGCUAGCCGCAAAAGCUCCCUCCUGAGCAACAUCCAUGAGCGGAUAGACGAAAUCCGCCAUUUCUACGGCGGAGCUGAUGGCUUCACCGACACGGAAUUGGCUGAAAUGAUGCUUCGCGACGCCUGCUUCCUCAUCGGCUACAUGAUAGGAGGUGAUUGUUACACCCUCAUCUGCCGACGUCUGGGAAUGUCCGGGAAUCUGGUCAUGUAUGGAGAUAUGAGAAUGCUGGAGAAUCAGAUUCCGUUUUGGCUCAUCUCCUUAAUACGCCCUGAUCACGAAUCACUGCUGUGCGAGUACAUGAACCUCAUUGUUUUUGGCGAUAACAGCAGGGCGGCACAUAUUCCAUGGGGAAACAAUGAAGGAAGAGAGCCUAUUGUUUUCGGUGGUUACACAAGGAUCACACAACUUCCGUGGGAAAACGGAAAAGGAGAAGAAGAGCCUCUUCACCUUCUAGAAGCUUCACGCCGCACCCUCCUCAGCCUUGCUGACAACCAAGAAAAUGGGGUAGUGAAGGAAAGCUCCAGAACCGUGUGGAAAAUGGUGAACAGUCCGUUUCGAUCGGUGACGGAUCUUAAAGAAAAAGGCAUUCAUUUCAGGCGGAGUUCAAAUUGCUUGACGGACAUCACGUUCACCUCCUUCGCCCUCUACUCUGAACUCCGCCUCCCUUCCUUCUACCUCUCCGACAACACCAAGGUAUACUUCUCCAAUAUUAUCGCAUUCGAGAUGUCACCCGAGACGCGCACAAACUUCGCGGUGACGUCUUACUUCAACUUCAUGAAAGCGCUGAUCCACAACGUGAAUGAUGUAAAGGUGUUGCGGGAGAAAGGCAUACUGUACGGCCUGUUGGCAAGCGACGAAGAGGUGGUUGGAAUAUUUAAAAGCAUCGAUACUUAUGGAUACUCGAACCGAACAUGUGGCCUUUUUCGCGACGUGAAGAUGGGGAUUGAGGAGCACUGCAACAGCAGAGUGAGGACGUGGACGGCGGAUCUCAUGAAAACCAAUUUCCGGAGUCCGAGGACUGUUGUAGCUCUUGCUGCCGCCGCUUUUCUGAUAUGCCUCACUUUUCUACAAACCUACUUCACAAUCCAUCCACGUAAAUAA
Salvia splendens (bonfire salvia) is the source of this 1368-nucleotide messenger RNA. RefSeq names its product UPF0481 protein At3g47200. The transcript has a single exon. The record is from RefSeq and is a predicted model, not a curated record. Lineage: Eukaryota; Viridiplantae; Streptophyta; Magnoliopsida; Lamiales; Lamiaceae. Bases 1 to 1368 code for a protein of 455 amino acids.